UGCUGAAGUUGAGGAUUUGAUAUUGUUCUAGUAGGCUACCUGGAGAGAACCUAUCGUCUCCACUCACGGGCUUUACUUCCUUAUAAAACCUUUAUUAAAUCAAGUGGUUCCCCAUCAAUAGGGAGACUCGGAUGUUAACGCUGUUGAUUGGUCUUGGCUAUUUUUGAAGUGGUUUUUGAUUAAAGCAAUCUCGAUUUAACUCCGACAUUCGGUGUCUUUCUCAGAUAUCAAAAUGUCUGUAAUUCUUACGUCUUGUAAGAAGAACAUCGCUAAUCGGGAUAUGUCGAAGAAGAAAAAAAUCAUCAGAAAAGCCGGAAAGCUUGCACAAGAUGGUAUCGCUAAGCUGACAACCGGUUGGGAAAUAGAAAUCGACGGCAAGGAAUACAAGAUUUCAUUUUCCCGUGAUAACCUGCAUGUUUGGAUUGAUGGCGAACCAGUGGAAACAACAGCCUACAUAUCGGAUAAGGGAUAUGAUGUAGACAUGUUUUUCGACAUCGAGGGCCAUAGUGGACAUAUUUUCAGUGACGUUGACAACGAUAGGGAUGAAAUGGUCAACUCUCUCAACAUCAACGACAACUGUGUGGCCCAGUGUUACCAAAAGGCUCAUUAAAAGUCCUUAAUUAUAAGGGCCGAACAAGCGCAGGCCAUUUUGCUUUCUUCCUGCAAAGACUAAAUUUGCAUAAUAUUUUGAUAUCAUAGAGAGUCAUUUAAAGUUUUUUUUCUGGAAGUAUGCUCUCAACUUUUUAAUAUUUCAAAAUCAUCUAUCGCAUACUAUUUAACACUUAAAAAAGUAAUCAUAUCAAGCAUAAUGCUUAAAAGUUCUAAACGCAUUAAAAGAAAUUAUUUUAUAACGGCACUGAUAGUUAGAAUUAACAUACUUUUAAUGACACUUUCUCUUUGCCUUUUACAUGUUGAAUAUAAUGUGAUACCAGGUCCCUCAUUAUCACAUCAUGUUCACAUUACAUUCACUUCACAUUCAAAUUGUACUCACUUAUUAAAGUAGACAUAAGUACUUGAUAAAAACAAUUACAUUUGAAAAGUUAAUCGUAGCUGAAACAGCGGCUUUAAUCACCUUCUUCUGCACGAUAAAUAUAUCUUAACAAAGCUAAUAAUUUAUGUUUUACAAUUUUUUAAAUACGUUCAUUCCUAUGGAAAGUUCUCAUUAAUUAUCGACAUAUUUUAUUGAAUCCGAUCACUCUUUUAAAACAUUUAUGAUCCAACUCAUCUUUAAAAAAUAUUCAUUGAACGUUAAGUGUAUAACUUUGAUGGCUCAUUAAAUGUAGAAUAAUUUGUAAUGCUGUUUUUAUUUAAUUAUCAGAACCGUAUAGUGCUGAAUAAAAAUAGAAACCGGCCA
Molecule: messenger RNA, 1354 nt
Organism: Saccostrea cuccullata (small rock oyster)
Lineage: Eukaryota; Metazoa; Mollusca; Bivalvia; Ostreida; Ostreidae
Exons: 4
Coding region: 233-610 (125 amino acids)
Biological process (GO): negative regulation of apoptotic process
Source: RefSeq, a predicted model, not a curated record